CGUCUACACCAGUCUUGGGUAGGAAAUGCUCCUGAUAGUGUGGCACCAUGGCCAGUGAGAGUGUCAAAGAGCACUCUGAAAUCCAGGUGGCCUCGUUGGUCAGUGAAGAGCCAGCGAGCAAGCCCCUAUCUCAUCCUUCACCUGAUCCCAAGGUGGAUUCGGGACAGGGUUUGGAUGGGUAUGAUGACCAAGCCCUGAGCCAAGAUCCCGGCUCCCAAGAGAAAGAACCGAGCCAGUCACCAGAAGAACCGAGCCGGCCGGAGACCAGCGAGGAAGGCACUGAGAACCUUCUCGGGCUCUCCUUCCCCAGAAAGCUUUGGGCAAUAGUGGAGGAUGACACCUUCAAGUCUGUGUGCUGGGGUGGCGAAGGAGACAUCGUGGUCAUCGAGGCUGACCUUUUCCAGAGAGAGGUCCUUGGCCGGAGGGGUGCAGAGAGGAUUUUUGAAUCUGACAGUCUGAAGAAUUUCAUUCGCCAGCUGAACCUCUAUGGAUUCAGCAAGAUCCGCCCAAAAGAUGCAUCAGCUUACUCUCAGGGGAAGAAGAGAAUGAUGAUCUACCGCAACUCCAAUUUCCAGAAAGACAAGCCAGGGCUCCUGGAAAACAUCCGUAAAAAAGGAGAAGCAAGAAGCUCUGCUCAGCGUGGGACCUGCAUACCAACGCCACUGAAGAACCCGGCUGCUGGGCGAGAGAGUGGCGCAUCAUCUGCCAAGAAAAAGAAGCUGGUCUGUACCAGAUGCUCCCCAAGCUUCCACCAUGAGGUCAAGGCAGAGCACGAGCUGCCCCAGAGGGAAGCCCUGGACCACCAGGCGCUCAGAGGCACACAGCCCUUCAUGCCCUCUGGGCUGUGGGCGAUGAGCAGUGUCUCUGAACAACCCCUGGAAAACCAGCUCCCGCAGGAGCCAAGCAGCCCUGAUGGGGAGGGCACCUCUGAAGACGGCACACCUUCCUCCCAAGCUACUGCUGGAAUGGAAGGCGAGGGGGAAGUGCCCAGAAGCCCCCAGGGUUACCCUGAUUGUUGCUCAAUCAUGUCUUUGUACAACACUUGUUAUUCCAUCCUGCUGGCCGCCCUCUCAGCCAUGUCCCCGAGGGAGCCCCCAGAGGAUGGUGAAGGUGAAGGUGAAGGCCAAGGUGAGGGUGAGGAGGAGGUGCAGGAGGGCUCCUCAGAUUACAAAUGUGUAUUCUGUGAGCAGUUCAAGGACAACACAGGUCCUUGAACUCAGCCCACGCACCAAUGAUAAAAGUCAACAUUUUCUAAUGUUGAACUCACUUUUGGUCUUG
This is a messenger RNA of Marmota flaviventris (yellow-bellied marmot), 1278 nucleotides long. The record is from RefSeq and is a predicted model, not a curated record. Lineage: Eukaryota; Metazoa; Chordata; Mammalia; Rodentia; Sciuridae.